This is a messenger RNA of Eublepharis macularius, 2041 nucleotides long. Its product is annotated as RING finger protein 11-like. The record is from RefSeq and is a predicted model, not a curated record. Bases 96 to 569 code for a protein of 157 amino acids. Lineage: Eukaryota; Metazoa; Chordata; Lepidosauria; Squamata; Eublepharidae. The transcript is spliced from 3 exons.
CUCUUCCACGGACCCCCAUCCCGGAGCUGGAGAAGGGAGGUUGCUCGGGCCGGACCCAGUGGUGGUGCUGGUGGCGGCGGCCCGAGCAGGCGGGCAUGGGGGGCUGCCUUUCCUCACAGGCGGCCGAUGACCUUUCGUUGCUCAACGACUCCACGGGCGACGGGGCGAGCCUUGGGCCUGGGGAUCCCCCCCCACCGCCCACCUCUGCUUCGCUGCCCCCCUACCAGGAACAUGCACCAAUUCCAGUAUAUCAUCCAACGCCCAGCCGGCCACGUCUUGCCACACAAUUGACAGAAGAGGAGCAGAUCCGUAUCGCUCAGAGGAUUGGACUAAUCCAACACCUUCCCAAAGGAAUCUUUGAUCCAGGCUCAGAGCCAUCAGAAAAGAAAAUUAAAGAGUGUGUGAUCUGCAUGCUGGAUUUCGUAUAUGGAGACCCAAUCCGGUUCCUGCCAUGCUUGCACAUCUACCAUGUACAUUGUAUUGAUGACUGGUUAAUGCGAUCAUUCACAUGUCCUUCGUGCAUGGAGCCAGUUGAUGCUGCUCUGUUGUCCUCCUAUGAGACUAACUGAGGUGGCACCAUGCCCUGCUCUUGUUAAUGCUUCCAGACUGGGGCUAUGUGGGAGGCUGGGAGGUGACACUUUUUUUUUUUGCACACUUCUGGGAUACACCAAAGAAUUCUGUGGCAAAGAACUCUGGUCCCAGACCUCAGAGACAAUGCAGAGCCAUUUUGGGCUUGGCUGGCUGUACUAAAGGCUGAUUCGUGCCGUAAUUGAGAAUUUGUACCCAAACUUGGUGAGAAAAUGGCAGAGCCAGAGUUGUCCUUUCACUCCUUCCACAAAUGAUUUUAAGGUGGUCAAGAUAGUUGUUUGAAAUAAUUCUUUGCUCUCAUGUCCCUGUUUCCCCAGUUGAGUUAGGGUUUGGUUUAUGGAUCUCAAAGACAAUACCUUAGGAUUUCACUUUAGAGGAAUUCUAGGGUUCUGGCUCUGGCUAGUUUGUGGUGAAAUCUGGGGCUUUCUCAAAAGCAUUUUUAGCACUUGCUCUUUCAUUGCAUGGGAGGAGUGGUGAUUAGUAUAACUGGGUGGAAACAGCAGUGUUGUUCAUAUGCAUUGCUGACCACUGUUAAGUGUAUGUGCUGCACUGCAGAAAACAAGCCUACAAAACAGUUCUUUGUGGGACACUGAGAAGCAGAAACAUUGGCAGUAGAGCUGUUUGAGUCUGGGGUUAGUUGAAGGAAGAGUACUUCUAUUUCAAGGUUGUUUCAGCUAAAGCGAGUGCCCAUAAGAAUGCCCCGCUUCCCUUGCUCUUUUCUGCUUUUAGUUUUUUUUUUCCAGUCAAGAUGGGAGUUUUUAUCCAUUCUGAAGCUUUUGCAGGUUCAGCGUACACCCCUGCUCAUGUUCAGAAGUUUAUAGAAGAAGACUAUGCCAGAUCAAUAGAAAAGUUUUGUCACUUUACUAAAACAGAUUUAGAGAAGCAAACAGUAUUUCUCCCACACUCAAAUUCUCAUUCAGGUGUAGUUAACUGUAUUUCUGUUUGAUAAGCAAAGAUUGCUCACAGUUCAGAAUUUCUCCAUAAAAUUAUCUAACAGAAGCAGCAUUGACACUUUUCAGACAAUUUGAUAGUGCCUGUAUGGCACAAGUGUUGGAAAAGCUAUUUGUAAAUAAUUUUUAUAGAAGGUUGGUGAUUCAGUACAAUGAAUCCUUUCUAGAUUGACGAUGGGUUAAGGCACUCAAGUGCACUACUACUAAAAAGGGUGAAGACUUUUGCUUGGCUGUUUGCCCACUGUUUACUGUUUGCCUUACACAAGUUCAAGUGAAACCCCUUGUCUCAUAGAAAUCUGCUAGUGCAGCCCAUUGGUUAGUGCCAUGCAGCAAGUUCCCCCAUUUGGAAAGGCUGCCCUUAGUCAUGCUCUAUUGUUUAUUGCCUUGCAGGUGGAGAGGCGUGAAAAGUGCUUUUCUGAUUAUGUAUUAUCCUUAACAAGGAUUUAGCACUUCAAAGUAAAACCAAUGUAUAUUGCAUUCAAAUAAAAUAAGAUUGCCUAUAA